AUGGUUCCAGUAAUUAUUAUUCGACAGAAAAAAGGAAAUACAACAAAAAUAACUUCAGAGACAACAACAUCAACGGCAACUACGACACCAACAAUAAAAAUAGUAACAACGACAACAAAAAAACCAAUAAAUUCUACAACUAGCAUUACUGUCGAUAUAAAAUGGAUACAAAAUGGAACUACAAUUGUUGAAGAACAAGAGUUCGGUGAGACACUUGAUAAAUUUGGCAAACUUGAAGGGUUUUACGUCGAUUAUGAUGAUCAAAUGAUUUAUAUUUGUGAUAGUUGGUUUAAACGUGUUGUUAAAUGGAAAUAUUAUUCAAAGAUAGGCGAACUUACUGUAGGCGACAAUGGAAAUGGGAAUCAAAGUGAUCAGUUGAACCAUCCGAUAGAUUUAAUUAUUGAUAAAGACAAUGAUUCUCUUAUCAUUUGCGAUAGAGACGAGAGACAAGUAGUACGAUGGCCUCGUCAAAAUGGCACAAAUAAACAAAUAAUUAUUUUGAACAUCGAUUGUAAUGAUUCAACUAUGGAUCACGAUGGAGAUCUUUAUUUUUCUGAAUUCGACAAAAACCAGGAACACGAUGAAAGAUAG
Rotaria sp. Silwood2 is the source of this 591-nucleotide messenger RNA. The record is from the annotation of a GenBank genome assembly. NCBI's taxonomy places the organism in Eukaryota, Metazoa, Rotifera, Eurotatoria, Philodinida, Philodinidae.